This is a messenger RNA of Xyrauchen texanus (razorback sucker), 488 nucleotides long. RefSeq names its product disks large homolog 4-like. Bases 86 to 388 code for a protein of 100 amino acids. The transcript is spliced from 3 exons. NCBI's taxonomy places the organism in Eukaryota, Metazoa, Chordata, Actinopteri, Cypriniformes, Catostomidae. The record is from RefSeq and is a predicted model, not a curated record.
AGGAGAGAAGGAGAAAAGCUGGAGGGAGAGAGGGGAGAGGGGGGAACGGGGGUUUGGAUACAUCUCCACCUGUCUUCACUCUGCCAUGGACUGCCUCUGCAUAGUGACCACAAAGAAAUAUCGAUAUCAGGAUGAAGAGACUCCGCCCCUGGAGCAUAGCCCCGCCCACCUGGCUCACAGUAAAAGCGCUGAGAUGCUUCACAUGAGUGAUAAGAAUCUGGCUGCCAUGGAUUCCUUGCACAGUUAUGCCCCCCACACACACAUCUCUCCAAUAAAGCCAGUGUUGCUGUCCUCUGGUCAAACCCCUAUGUACACCUCUGCAGUCUCCACACUGGUAAGAGCACUUUUACUUUGCUGCCCCUGCUGUCCAGGAGGCAGAACUCCAUAGGUGGGCUCUUAUCACUAACUGGUUGUGUAUGCGAUCAUUUUCAUUGUAUUUAUGGCAAUUCAUCAAUGACUGCCUUAUGACAUCAUUAUUAGAAUGUGUC